This is a messenger RNA of Trichophyton verrucosum HKI 0517, 381 nucleotides long. RefSeq lists its product as uncharacterized. NCBI's taxonomy places the organism in Eukaryota, Fungi, Ascomycota, Eurotiomycetes, Onygenales, Arthrodermataceae. The record is from RefSeq and is a predicted model, not a curated record. Bases 1 to 381 code for a protein of 126 amino acids. Gene Ontology annotation, biological process: mitotic sister chromatid biorientation. The transcript is spliced from 2 exons. Gene Ontology annotation, cellular component: DASH complex; mitotic spindle polar microtubule; mitotic spindle pole body.
AUGGCGGACUUGGAGGAGAAUUUUGUACAUCUUCAGUUGAUGCAUGAAAGUCUGUCAAGAUUCAACGAGAGCUUUGCGAGCUUUUUAUAUGGACUAAAUAUGAACGCUUUCUGCGUCGACUUCCCAGAGAGUAUUCCAGACGCUGUAUCUAACCAACAUCGAUACAGACACCUAUCCCAGAAUCAUUCACACGUUUCAAGCAAAGGGAAGAAGCAAGAGAGAAAGAGAAUGGUAUGGAGUAUAUUCCAUAUAAUAACCUACCUUACCAUUGCCCUAGGCGAGAUAUUUACUGACCGUUUCUUAGAAUUGCAAGCUGCUUCAGAGCAACAAUAUCAAUCUGGCGCAAAUGACGCAGAAACAACUUUCAUGUGUGUUGCCUAA